This is a messenger RNA of Sitodiplosis mosellana (orange wheat blossom midge), 9402 nucleotides long. RefSeq names its product BAI1-associated protein 3 (gene unc-13-4A). The transcript is spliced from 11 exons. Lineage: Eukaryota; Metazoa; Arthropoda; Insecta; Diptera; Cecidomyiidae. The coding region runs from base 1419 to 5258 and encodes 1279 amino acids. The record is from RefSeq and is a predicted model, not a curated record.
GCGCGUCAGCAUACAGCGCGCUCGUACACACUACGUGACUGAAAUCGUACGAAGAAUUUCUCUCCCCUUUUGAAAAACAAAAAUAUGCGCUCUGAUUUCAGUUCUUCAGUUCUUAUCGAGCUAUGUUCGGGAUCGGAAGCAAAUAUUGAAUAAAUUUCGUAUCAAACACACACACAAUACAGUUUUAAUUCGCGAUAAACAAACAUACAGAGAGGAAGAGAAAAGAAAAAUAUCGAGAGACGAAAACGAAAGAGAAAAAAAAUAAGUAAUACGCACAACAAAUACACAGUUUUUUCCUUUCUCUUUUAUUUCGUUUAAUUUCGUUCCGUUCUUCGGUCGUUUUUUUUUCGACAUCGUCAAUCCGAUGGGAAUGAAUUUAUCGAAGACUCAAUUUUAUUUCUGUGAUGUAAAAAAAAUACCCAAGCAAAAUGAAAGCACGUUUUGUAUAAAUUUCAAUCGAGUAGAUAAAAAAAAAUGAAAUAAUCUAUAUGUAUAUUGUUCAUACAAAAUAUCGCUAUCAAUUUUUCACGAAUUACGCAAAAUAGAAUUAAAAAAAAAAAACAAAUAAAAAAGAGAUACGUCGACGGGAAGUAAAAAAAUAAAUAAAACAAGAUAAAAAGUAGGCAAGGCAAAGAGAUUAAAAAAUAAUGCGUGUAGAUGCGGUGAUGAAUUAACCUUUGGAAUUAACGAGGAAAAAUUGUAAUAUCAUAUAGUGUAAAAUCUUAUCUGUAUCUCUCGAAGUUGAGCCAAGGCUCAUCCGUUUUCGAUUCCUUCGUUCUUUCUUCCUUUCAUUCGUUCAUUCAUUCAUUUUUCUGUUUGUUGCUAAAACAAUGUGCUCUUGUGAUAAAAAUUAUUCACGUCGCUGAUUGAGAUAGACAAACGAGAUAGAAUGUGUAUGCCGUUCUCCGCGCCGCGAAUGGAAGCGAAGUGUUCGAAGGUGUUUCUAUUUCCAAGGAAAACAAAUAAAUAAACAGAGUGAAUAAAUAAAUAAAUGGUGUAUUGCUGCUGUCAAUUUCAUGAAAAUGUGUGUUCAAUGCUGGAGAAAAUCGACCAACUUCAACUAAAUCGAAUGGAUAAGUGAACAAUAUUGAGACGACGAGUAAACGAACGAGAUAGAGAAAUCGAGGCAGCACAAGGAUACAAGAGCAACAACAACAACAACAUACCAACCACCAUCACCACAUCACACGGACUGGAUAUUUAUUCGUUCGAUUGGGUCUCUAUUCGAAAGCCCGUUUUGAAUGAGUUGAAGUCAUUAGAAACGAAUAAAACGUUUCGUUUGACGGCCGAGUUUCGUCUUUUUAUUUUGGAUGUGUAGCACACUUUGGUAGACUCAUUUCGACGAAAAGUUGAAAGGACGCACACGCUUAUUCCAAGCUUUAGAGCAAAAGAGAGAGGGACAGAAAAAAAAAAGAAAAAUGAGUUUUUUCAAUUCGCUUCAACAGUAUGUGACGAGCGGUGUUGCUGGUUUGGGUUUGAGUCCACGACGUUUUUCGCUGUCACGUCAGGAAUCAACUGAACCACAGCAACCACCACCACCGUCAACGCAAACGGAACGAAGAGAGAGCAACAAUUCCCAGCAUCAUGGCUUCCCAAAGGUAGUACCAGCACCGGGCACGAUAACACCACCACAAAGCCAGGGUUCGAUCCGAAGACAAUCACGUGCAUUGGAAUGUUUGGCACCACCGCGCAAAGGAUCAUUUCGUACGCAACGUGUAUCGCCAGUACAUCAAGCGACGCCAUUAGAUCGACCACCAUUGGCAUUUUGUAAGCGACGUUUGUCAUGGCCGGAAGUGGAAACUCAGUCAACAUCUGGAAUUCAGGAAACAGAUGGAGGAUACUUCGAAGCAUUCACGGCUUUAGCAUGGAAACGAGAUAACCGUCGCAUGUCAGCGGUACGAACAGCCGAAACUCGUGCCGAAAUGAUACCCGAGAAGGAGCACGAUGCACAAGCCAGCGAAGAAUUCAACGAUACACCCGACGAAAAAGAGCAAUUAUACAUUGAAGUACUGCAAACGAUUGCGAAUGCCGUGGGUGCGCCAGCUCCCGGUGGCCAGUUUCAACACUACAAAGAUGAAAUGUUUUUGCAAGCGCAGCGCGCUUUCGGUGUUUCGCCUGACCGUCACUAUCGAUUGUUGCAUGCAGCUGCCGAAGAAAAACCAAGAAUCAUCGUAUUGAACGUGCUAGUGCAAGCAGCUGAUAACUUAGAAGCGAAAGAUGCAAACGGAUUCAGUGAUCCGUAUUGUAUGCUCGGAAUUCAACCGGGUGGAACGACGCCAAUUUCGCCUUUGCCACCACCAAUGACACCUCGAACAUUGAGCGACGUAGGCUUCGACAAUAAUCUAGAUUCGCCACAUCAUAGCGAUAAAUUACGCAAACACCAUAGUUUCCGGCUGAGUUUUAAGCGAAAAGAUGGACGACGCGAGCACAGAGAUUCACUCAAUGGUCCAGUACCUGCGAAAUUUAUUCGUGCUACAUCCAUUAAAUCGCAUACAUUAUCACCGAAAUGGCAUGAAAAAUUCAAGUUUGACGUAGACGACAUAAAUACGGAUAUAUUUCAUAUUGAUAUCUGGGAUUGGGACGACCCAAACGAAAGCAGUGUUUUAGACGCGGUAUCUCAUUUAAAUGAAGUACGAACGGUUCGUGGUUUAGGUAGGUAUUUUAAGCAAGUGUGUCAGUCGGCUAGACAAGGAACGCAAGACGAUUUUUUGGGUUGUGUCAACAUUCCAAUUUCGGAAAUCCCAUCAACUGGUAUUGAAUCGUGGUUCAAAUUAGAGGCAAGAAGCCAUCGAAGUGUAGUUCAAGGGAGAAUUAAGCUAAAACUGUGGUUAUCAACACGUGAGGAUCGUGGUCAUUCGGAAGAGGAUGAGGGUUCAUGUGAUCACGAUAUAUGGACAUUGCAGCGAUUACAUAAGGUGAUGAUGUCACAUGAGAUUGCCACACAUGAACCAUCUUGGACGUGGAGCGGUGAUUUACCCGGGCCAGCAUUGACCAUUUUACAUCAAAUGGCCGUUCAGAGUGAUUUAUCUGAUUUACAGUGUACGGCCGCUCGAUUCAUCGCAGUGUCCAAUUUAAAUCGCACCACAGCCAUUGAUCCAAAAUUCAUUCAUCGGCUGCUCCUCGAUGUCGAUCGAUUCUGGAAUCAACCGAACCAAAAGAAAUUGUCACGCGAAGCGGAACAAUGGUUGGCCGAAGCGUUUAACAAUUUCAUCGACAAAUCGCUGAGUCAAAUUAGGAAACACCGUGAUAUAUUUCCCGCAUUACAUCCACCGUCGCUGAUACGUUUGGAGUUUUUGCUAAAAUGCCUGGGCAUAUUUAGCAAAUUCCAAGCAUACAAACAAGUAUGUCCGUUUAGCAAGGGCAUACGUGGUGAGGUAGUUGGUGCUCUGCGCAAAGGAUCCAUUCAAUGGGCACAAUUUUUUCUACGCGAAUCACAACGACUUUACAGCUCGUUGAUUUACUUCGUAACCACAAUAAUCGCAAACAUUCAGCUAGGCUUAAUCUACUAUCAUUCAUUGUUUGAUACGACAAUCGGUGUUCAAUACUUUAGCAUUGUGUAUAAGCAAUUCGAUGUCAUCAUAGCCGAAGAGGUGUCGUCACGUAUGGAAACCGGUCAAGUGCUCGGUCCAUCAUUGAGUCAGUGCACAGUGCUUGAAGGCGAUAAAGAGCCAGCCGAUACACGGCCCUUCGAACUGUACUUAGUGUUGCAAGAAUUUGAAUCGUUAAAAAAUCAUCUUACAAUAUUGCCGCAACCACCGGAAAAACCAUUGGCACUUCAAAAUUACCACGAUUGGUUUGUACUCGCGGUGCAACGAUGGAUUAUGGUUGGCAAAGCGAAAGCUUUGAAUCGUGUACGAGCGGCGAUUUCAUUAGAUAAAAUAUCGGAAGGUGAUCGAAUUGUGCGUCACACUACGUCAUCGGUGGAUGUGGCCGAUAUUCUGUAUCAGAUGCGUGAAUUUUGGAAGCUACUCAAUUGGCCGGAUCUUAAUUCGGCUCAAGCGUUUGAAUCUCAACUGACUGAUGCCGUGUGCUCGUGUGUCAUUCACUAUGCGGAUUUGAUUCAUCAGCAACUCGCCGAUACGGGCUACUAUGAGCAUCAAGGGCCGUUCCGCACGUCAGACGAUAUGUGCGUUACGGUCAACAAUCUGGAACAUGUGCGACGCGCUUUGGCCGAAUAUCAAACGGACAAAUCAGAAGUAUCGAAUCAACCGGACCAAUCGGAUAUUUUACUUGAUUCAACGUUAACUCAAUUAGAGAAUCGUGUUGACCGUGUUCUUAGCAAAUUGGCACCAUCGAUGCAAGUUCCACUACAAAAGGCUGUUUUCCACUUGGCCUGGUCACCCGAAUCGUUGCCCACGAAUCAGGCAAUCGUUCCGUUGCUCGAAUACUUGGACGUACACUUAUCGGCACUGAAUUCAGCAUUACUCAUGAAAAAUUUCAACCGUGCACUCACACUGAUUUGGAACACCGUUCUCAAUGAAUUGUCACGGCAAAUGGAUACGGGCGGUGAAGGUGAAAAAACCAAAAACUUUCACGAUCGAUUGUAUGAAGCGUUGCAGUUGCUCGUUGACUUUUUCAAUGCCGAAGGAUUGGGUUUGCCGCUCGAAGCAUUGCACAAUGAUGCUUAUUGGAGAGUCGAUCAGCGUCUACAAUACCACAAGAAAGACACGGAAAAACUAAUUGACCUCUUUUAUUUGCAACGUCUACAAGAGCAAAUGAUGGUCACAUCGCCGGGUCCGUAUGGCGUUUUAGCGGUUCGUGCAUACUUCAAUCAUGAUUCAUUGUGUGUCGAAGUGUUACAUGCUCGAGAUAUCAUUCCAUUGGAUCCAAAUGGAUUCAGUGAUCCAUUUGUGAUUGUUGAACUGCUGCCCCGCCGCAUAUUCCAAUAUUGCGGCGAACAACAGACCAAUGUGCACAAGAAAACGCUGAACCCAAUUUUCGAUGAAUGUUUCGAGUUUUCGGUAACACUUGAACAGUGCUUAGCUGAGGGUGCAAUGAUCGCAUUCACCGUUAUGGAUCACGAUGUUUUGACUGCAAACGAUUUUGCCGGAGAAGCAUUCUUAGCAUUAGGGAAUAUCCCCGGUGUGGCCGACUACAGUACGAGCAUUGAUAACUUUCAUGGACUAAAGCAAGUGGAUUUGCCGUUGAUGCAACAAAAUGAUAAAAAUCAUCCAAUUCUCCAAAUUUUGGAGUCUCGCACCAGUGACAAGCAAGCAGUGGACUUUGUGCGUAAGCAAAAAGCUCGUCUCGCAUCUUAAUUUCAUUCAUCGCACACACACAGCAUUUGAUGACCUUUUAUCAACCAUCCAACCGCAAUUCGCCAAGCAAAAGCAAAAGCAAAACCAGAACAAAUGAGAAGAAAAAUGGACGCAAGCACACACUUGAAUGAAAUUCCCUCAGAAAAUUAGUAGAUGCAAACUUUUGUAAGUCAACGUUUCAUUAAUGCACUCUAGGUUUUAUUGAAAUUCUAUCGAAUCACAAUUAAAUAACACUUGCUUCGGCUAAUUCACACACACACAAAUACAUAAACGUACACAAAGUCUGUCAUUCGCCCAAAACAAAAGAAUAAUCAAAUUUAUACAAUUGAAAUAGUGAAAUGGAAAAUGGUAUGAAAAUUAAUAAUGAUUAUGAACGAUCUCACUAGAUGAGCAAUUAUUUUAAUUUAUUUCGCUCGAAUCGCGCGCAUCCAGUAAAAGAGACAGAGAAAAUAAUAAUUAAUGGGAAGUCUAGAAGAAGAAAAAAAUUAGUGUAUCAUUAUCGCUUGAACCUAUCACAGCGGCAUACAGAAUAUUAUAGAAUUGCGUACACGCAGUCCGUCAAUUGACUCAAAGAUGAAACAAAUGAGAGCGCUCAACAGUUACGCAAUAGCAACGAUAGAAGAGAAACGAAAAUGAAAAUAUAGAAGAGUCGACAUUUGAAUCGAAUGAUUUGAUUGUAGAAAUGUUGGCUAUUUGAAACCAAUGCAUCUUCCCGGCCGUUCGUACGACAGAACACGACAGCGAAAUGAAUUACGUGCAAGCAUAUUGCUUGGGAUAAGAGUUCGAAGAUGCUUGACGACAAAGCACUUGAAGUAAUUGUGUUAUUUUCAUGGUCGACAACAGCAAUCGAUCAACGCUCAUCUUGCAUAUAUAAUUACUCGAUUCCCAUUUAGUUUGAGACCAAUUUUGAUUUUGCGUUCUCCUCUUCAACUAGCAACUACUUGGCUCUCGUCAUCGUCGUUGACGUCGUCGUCCGUUCAAAAUGAGCAUUUGCCUCGUUCAUGGCACAAGUUGGGAACAGUGAUUCGAAAAAUGAAAUGCAAACAGACAUACACAGUACACACACACACACACAGCGUAAAAUUGAUGAAACAAUGUGUUGUUUGCAAUUCGUGUGGAAAUGGAAUAUGGAAAUUUGAAAAAGAAGAGAGAGAGAGAGAGGAGAUGCUGAUAUUACACACAAAUAACGAAUCAUAUACUUUUUACAAGGAACAAACAAACAAAAAUUAUCCCACAAAUGGCACAUGCUCUCCCGAAUUUCAAAUAUCUCACUUUUGAAUGACUAUACAAUCUAUUCAUAUAGACGAGAACUUGAGAAAUAGGACAAAUUAAUUUACUUUCUAUGCUGUAUAUAUACAUGUUGAUUUUAUGUACAAUCAUUUUAUUUUUGGAAAUGUAUAACAUUAUCAAUAUCAAAUAUCCAUAUUAUGUAUCACACACACACAGACCCCCCCCCCCUCCCGAAGAAAAAGUCUUCAACAUAAGUUUUGUGUGUGUAUAAUAAAAUUUUGGAGACAAAUUAUUAUUAUUAUUCAAAGCAAAUCAACUGAUACAAUCCAAAAGAGGACACGCUCAAUAGAAUUGCUGUGCCACAUUUAACUCUUAAGAAUGUCCAUCAUUUCUCAUUCUACGUUUUAUAAUGCAAUUUUUUUUUGAACAAACUGACCCACCUACACACGCGCGCUGUAGAAAAAUACAAAACAACAACCUGAAAAUGAAUCGACCACUUUUUUCCCUUUCGAUAUUUUUCCACUCUACCGUUUGGAGUUUAUGAAUUUUUCGCGACAAAAAAAAAUUGCUUGAGUCAAGUGCACCCGAACGAAAAGACAUUUCAAUUAAUUUAUUCAAUUCAGGCACUUGAAUCAUUCUUAGCUCUGUGCGAAAACCCACCAAAUCGACCUGACCUACACAAUACAAAAAUUAAUCCCAAAAAUAUCGUUUGAGCGGCGAUAGAAGGCGACAUUUUGCAUAGGUUCGGGAAUAAUUGAGGCUGUGAGAAUGAAAAUGGCAAUACAGGAAUAAACAUUCUGAAGCGCAUCAAGAAAAAAAAAUUCGCAAAAGUGAAUCAUGAGUUCUGAAUACGCAAAAGUGAACCAUGAAUCUUCUAUGCUGCCCGUGUAAAUUCAUGUUUCACUUUUGCAUAUUCAGAACUCAUGAUUCAUUUUUGCGAUUUUUUUUUCUUGAUUCAUUUCAGAAUGUUUAUUCUUGUAUUGCCAUUUUCAUUCUCACAGCCUCAAUUGUUUUUGCUGUGUAGGCAGACUUGAUUUUUUUUUCUCGUGUAUCCAUUUGAUCUUGCUAAACGUUUCUUUUUUCUCUAUUAUUGACUAACGAGCUUAAAACCUGUAACCGUUCCAUAACUAUCUCAAGACAUGAAAAUUGGUACCAAAACUUGAUGGACGCAAAAAAACCAAAACACAACAACAACAACAAAAAAAUACGAUCAAAAAAUUCCUUCAAACUUCCAAUGACGGAAAACAAACUAUCUUUUUUCUACUGUUUUAUCGAUGUUUUAACUAAAGUUAAAUGAAUUAAAAAGGAACAAGAGAAUCAUAUUUUUAAACUUAUUUAAAUUACACACAGAAAUGACUGAUUCAAAAAUUAAAUUCACACUGACAAUUUGUGCAAAGACUAAUUUUAUCCCAACGUUUUCUAUUAAGAGAGAUUAAGGAUAGGAGUGCAGCGUAGAGAUAGAGACAGGGAGAGAGAGUGAGAGAGAACGGAAUUGAUUUCUAUUUAUUGCGCAUAUGAGCGACAGGAGAUUGAAAUGAUUAUGUGUCAUAAAUAAAAUGUGUCAAAACCAUAUAUACAUAUAAAUAUAUCUAUUCAAAUCAACAAUUAUAGUGUAUAGAGUGAACGUGUAAAAUUGUUGUUGACAACUGGCUUUCGGUGUUUAAUUUGAAGCUCCCUCAGCUUAAAGUCAUAAAUCUCCCCCCACAAAAAGCCUUGUCCAUUUCUAUCUCAACACCUAAUUCGGAAAAUGGCCCAUCUGCAAUUACACACACACACACACAAACACACACACACAUCUAUUUUCUUCCUAUACACACAUACGAGAAAAUUUACGUACGAUUUGUAUCACAAACACACAAAAAUACACACAAACAUAUAUAUUUUUUAUACAAAACAAACUAAAACCAAUCAAAGAUGCAACAAUUCUGACUUGAUCUAAAUGAAAUGAACAACAACAACAUCAACAAAUGAAAAAAACAAAAACAUUACCAAAGACAUAAUUUUUGGACGGAUUUUUUUGCUAAACUAAAAACCUCACACACACAAAAACAAAUGAAACAACAACAUUUAAGUGACAAUUUAAAUAUUUAUACUAAAUUUUAUACGUUUUAAAACGCAAUGCAUUUUUUCACAUUCUUUUUACAAAUUAUCAUGCAAGACUUUCGUAACAGUGUAAAGGAACAACAAGAAGAAAAAAACCCAAUAACUUCACAUAUUUCGAUUCAAUCAAAAAUGAAAGCAUUAAACCUUAAUCAAAAAACCAAACUUUUGGAACAAGAAGAGUAUUUGCUCUUGAAUACCACCUAUAUAUAUCCCACCAUUUGCCGAAUCUCCCUCCCACUACCACCCCAACGCAACCCACUCACAUUUUCAUGGCCUAAUGUAACUAUGAGUUAAAUACGUUUUUAGAUGGAACAUUUUCGAUUUCUGGAAAAUGUUGACGCAUACUCGCAUGCGGUUUUAUCAAAACACACGAACGGGAAACACACUGUUCUACGUUUUGUAGGUACUAUUAGAAAAUCUAAAUGCUAAUAUUCUCGCAGAUGCCUUUGAAAACUUUUUAUUUCACUGUCUGAAACUUCAACUCCCAUGAAAACAUGCUACAAUCUGUACUAACCAAACUAACAAAUCCAAUAUCCAAGAGAACUUUUCCGAUACAAUUUUCGACACCUCAUGAAAACCAAUCUCAUACAGAUGACUUUCUGCUCACAACGUCCUAACAACUUUUGCUAAUUACCCCAUACGGCAAAGAAAAAACAAAAUACAUAUAUUUAUGCAGUGAUUAUAUAUAUAGAUAUCCGUUUGAAGAAUCAAAAUUUCAACACAACAACCACAUGAAGAGAAUAAAAAAAAACGUCAUAUUUAAAUUUUAAUCAAUUUCUGAUUAUUAUAAAGAAUUAAAGAGAAACAAGAA